Molecule: messenger RNA, 1374 nt
Organism: Carassius auratus (goldfish)
Lineage: Eukaryota; Metazoa; Chordata; Actinopteri; Cypriniformes; Cyprinidae
Product: mitochondrial coenzyme A transporter SLC25A42
Exons: 8
Coding region: 341-1330 (329 amino acids)
Biological process (GO): transmembrane transport
Cellular component (GO): mitochondrial inner membrane
Source: RefSeq, a predicted model, not a curated record
CGCCCUUCAAAGCAACAUACUCGUGAAAUGUGCGAUUAAAGCAUCUUGAAGUCGCAGCAGCAGCCGUGAAAGUGAAAUAAAACACGUUUAACCGGCUCUAACCUGCAGAACGGACGCGUGUAGCCGCGCGCGCGAGUGAGUUUGACGCCGCUGGCGGGGUUUUCUGCGUUAGUUUGUGGACGCUGACUGGAGUUUCUCACUUCAUCAGAAGCGUGUUAAUGAACUGGAAUGUGCGAGCAGACCGUCAUCAGAUUCCGGUAGAGUCGGUGUUUUUGUGCUGGUUUUACGCAGAGAGCUUCAACAGGUGUCAGACCCACAGGUUUGGUUGUGGCUUGUAUGAAUGGAUCAGGUUGGCAUGGGGAACGCAGAACACCAGGGGGCGCUGACGAAGGGCGAAGCUCUGCCACGCCCCGCCUCCAGCCAAUCAGAGGGUUUUAAACCGGGUCGCUCGGUCUUGAACUCUUUGCUCUCGGGGGCUCUUGCAGGAGCCGUGGCCAAAACAGCCGUCGCCCCGCUGGACCGAACCAAAAUUAUCUUCCAAGUCUCGUCGAAUAGAUUCUCCGCCAAGGAGGCGUACAGGUUAAUCUACCGCACGUAUCUGAAGGACGGCUUCUUCAGUCUGUGGAGGGGAAACUCAGCCACGAUGGUGCGUGUCAUUCCAUACGCUGCCAUCCAGUUCUGCGCUCAUGAACAGUACAAGAGGAUUCUGGGACAGUAUUAUGGCUUCCAGGGCAAAGCUCUUCCUCCGGUGCCGCGGCUGCUAGCUGGAUCUCUGGCGGGAACCACGGCUGCUAUGAUCACGUACCCCCUGGACAUGGUCCGAGCUCGCAUGGCCGUCACCCCCAAAGAGAUGUACAGUAACAUCCUGCACGUGUUCGUCCGAAUCUCUCGUGACGAGGGGCUGAAGACGCUCUACAGGGGGUUCACUCCCACAAUCCUCGGCGUCGUGCCGUACGCUGGACUCAGCUUCUUCACGUACGAGACGCUCAAGAAGCUCCACGCAGAGCACACGGGCCGCUCUCAGCCGUUCUCGUACGAGCGUCUGGCGUUCGGUGCGUGCGCAGGAUUGAUCGGUCAGUCGGCCUCUUACCCGCUGGACGUGGUGCGCAGACGCAUGCAGACGGCGGGGGUCACCGGACACACCUACAGCAGCAUCUCGGGCACCAUGCGUGAGAUCGUGAGGGAGGAGGGCGUGAUCCGCGGUCUCUACAAGGGCCUGAGCAUGAACUGGGUCAAAGGGCCCAUCGCCGUCGGCAUCAGCUUCAUGACCUUCGACCUCAUGCAGAUCCUGCUGCGCAAACUUCAGCAGCUGCGCUACAAUGCACGGUAGCAGUCAGUGGCGCCCUCUACAGGAACAGGAAGUUGUAGGAAAAA